This is a messenger RNA of Vanrija pseudolonga, 1575 nucleotides long. Its product is annotated as Efflux pump terJ. Gene Ontology annotation, biological process: transmembrane transport. Bases 1 to 1575 code for a protein of 524 amino acids. Gene Ontology annotation, cellular component: membrane. The transcript has 3 exons. NCBI's taxonomy places the organism in Eukaryota, Fungi, Basidiomycota, Tremellomycetes, Trichosporonales, Trichosporonaceae. The record is from RefSeq and is a predicted model, not a curated record. Gene Ontology annotation, molecular function: transmembrane transporter activity.
AUGGCAGACGCCGAGAUGUCCAAGCCGCCAGAUGGCGCGAGCAAGGAGCUCGUCGCCGACUCUCCCCCCGCCACCCACACGCCCCACUUCUCUGCCUCGCGCAAGUGGUCGCUCCUCCUCGUCUUCUCGUUCGCCAUGUUCGUCGACAUCUGGUUCUACGCCGCGUUCUACUUCUUCACGUACCCCAUCUCGCUCGACCUGGGUAUUGUCGUCGAGCAGCAGUCGUGGGUCAUUACAUCCUACGCCGCCACGUUCGCCGCCUUUCUCCUCUUCUGGGGCCGCUUUGCAGACCUGUACACGCCCAAGCUCACCUUCGUCGCUGGCCUCGCCCUCCUCGGGCUGCUGAGCCUGGUCACCUCGUUCCUGACCAACAAGUACGCCUUCUUCAUCUUCCGCGCGCUGGCGGGCAUUGCCGGCGCGAUGCUCGUCCCCGCGAGUUACCGCCUCAUCUCGUACGUCUUCGAGCCGCACGAGCUCGGGCGCGCAUUCACCCUGUUCAACAUGUCCGGCUCGAUCGCGAGCGCGACCGGCACGGUGAUCGCCGGCUUUAUCGAGCAUAUCCCCGGCACGGGGCAGAUGACUGCCUGGCGCUGGUUCUUCCGCAUCGUCGCCGCGCUGGUCCUGCCCGUCGCCGGCGUAUCGUACUUCCUCGUGCCCGACCCGCGCGAGUACGGGGUAGUCGAGACAGAGGUCGACGAGGGGCCUGAGGCCAAAGCCAAGUGGCACAAACUCGACCUCGUCGGCUCGCUCACCAUGCUCGCGGCGAUUGUCCUCCUCAUCCUCGGCCUGACUUUUGGCGCGUCGUACGGGUUCCGCACCGCCGCCUUCCUCGUCCCCUUCCUCUUCUCGUUUGUUCUCUUCCCCGCCUUCUUUGUCUGGGAGGCGCGCCUCCCCGACGACGUGGCUAUCCUGCCGUCAAAGACCUGGCGUAUCCCAAACUUCACCGUCUGGAUCGUCUUCGGCCUGCAGGUGUACGCGUGGUGGAGCGUAAACUAUCUUGCGCUCGUCGAAGUGUACGUCAACGUGCACCACGACAACCCCGUCAUUGCCGCCGUGCGCCUCCUGCCACAGGGCAUCGCCAUGUUCGUCGUGUCAAUCUGCCUCUCGACCAAACCCGUGCUCCUGUCCAAGCCGCGCUGGAGCAUCCUUGUGGGCAUGGCGCUCGCCAUCACCGGCUACGUCAUGUUCUCCCAGUCGCGCACCCAGGUCGGGAAGGACUACUGGCGCUUCGUGUUCCCCGGCGGCAUCCUUGGCUGCGGUGGCAUGACGAUUGCGUUCGCGGCCAACUCUGUCGGCGUCAUGACGUCUGUGCCCAAGGAGAUGUCGGGCGUCGCGGGCGCUGUGCUGCAGGUGUCGUACCAGGUCGGCUCGGUCGUGUCCUUUUCCAUCCAGGCAGGCAUGUUCACCGUCAACCCGGGCGGCUUCUACAACUGGAGCAAUGUGCAGGCGUCCUUCUACUUCCAGAUUGGGUGGAUGCUGUUGUGGACAAUAGGCUUCUUUGUCUUUUACCGCUCUCCUCGCAAGGCGGUGAGCAGUGAAGAGGCUGAUUCAGUAGAGCAGGCGAGGGUGGAAUAG